This is a messenger RNA of Funneliformis caledonium, 507 nucleotides long. The record is from the annotation of a GenBank genome assembly. NCBI's taxonomy places the organism in Eukaryota, Fungi, Glomeromycota, Glomeromycetes, Glomerales, Glomeraceae.
AUGGUCGUGCUUACAACACAGCCGAUGGAUUUAAUGGCAAAAUCAGCAAUGUUCGCUAUUUCAACCGGCGUCUAUGUGCCGAAGAAUUAUAUCAUAAACCUUGACAUUGUAAUACUUCAUUAUGAACUUGCAAAGGUUGUUGGAAAUGGACAGGUAGUAGACAUAAAAAAUGACGUUUAUACUGUCAUUGAAGCUUAUGGUACAAGUGUAAGCGCGGGAAGUCCCGUGUCCUUUAAUACCAUUGUCGAAUUUAAACAUCAAGCGACAGGAGGAAUAAAUCGUGACGAUGACUGGCUCAUUCGACGCUUUAGUUCAAACACUUCUAAAGAUGACCCUGAUUAUUUGUUGGAUGGUGAUAUAAUCAGCUUAAUUCAUGACAAUACCGAUAAGCCAGCACUUUAUAGCCAUCUCAUGUUAUUUAGUGAUGGAUCUCAAGAAGUUUCCUGUCAUGAAAAUGGAUAUGAUGAAAAUAAUAUGUGGCGUAUUGAAUUAAUUGAUGAUUCGUAA